Messenger RNA from Ornithodoros turicata, 2817 nucleotides. RefSeq lists its product as uncharacterized. The record is from RefSeq and is a predicted model, not a curated record. Bases 6 to 1337 code for a protein of 443 amino acids. NCBI's taxonomy places the organism in Eukaryota, Metazoa, Arthropoda, Arachnida, Ixodida, Argasidae. Gene Ontology annotation, cellular component: acetylcholine-gated channel complex; membrane. The transcript has 6 exons.
GAAAUAUGAAGACUGAAGCAGACGACAUAUCAGUGACCCGUCUAUCUUCCUUUUGCUAUCUGCGGAACUCUGACAAUUGUAUGCUCAUCGCUGGACGAAAUGAUAAGCUGCUACUCGGUAGUGUCGCAUCUGCUUUGGGGGGACUGUGGUCGACGUCGAAGCAACUUCUACAACACCGCAAAAAAAGAGGCAUGGAGGAAGUCGCGUCGUUCUCUAUGUGGAGUCUGUUUCCUAUCGUGAUCCUCUGGAUCCCCGCUGCAGGAGGAAAAUGCACGAGCGGUGACAACGACCCCGUGUGGCUGUGGACGGUGGACGAAUAUCCGCAUCCGAUUCAUCAUCCGCGUUACUGCAACCGAUACGGCCCUUCUUUCGUGUGCGAUCCUGAUAGGAUACUGUGCACGCACGAAGCGGAUGCCCUGGAUCGGCUCAUCGAACGUAUCCGCAACGAGACCGUCUGCAUCUGUCCCAGCUGUGAGACGACGCGGAGACCACAUGGGAUCACUCUGGGUGUCGCCCUCAUGGCGAAUCUCUACAAAUCUAACAACGAGCCCAUAUCGGAGGCGGUGCGCCGGUUUGCCGAGACUCUUCGCAACAAAUGGAGCUUGGGCCACUGCAACGAUGAUAUCAUCUUACUUAUCUCAACAGGAGAUAGCGAAUCGUACACGCUGGUUGGGUCGGCCGUAUCCGGCGUGUUUCCUCAGGAAGUGGCCGACCAAAUCUACCUCGAGAGCCGUGGUCACUUUAUCAACGGGUUCUACUACCAAGGGCUGGAAUCCAUGAUUCAGGCCUACUUCGAAAUGCUGAGGCGUCUUCAGGACCAGGUGAUCCUUAUACGGCAAACGGAAGGCAACGGAAGUCAAGUGGGCCUCAUACUGGGAGCGGUGUUCGGAACUCUGGCCCUGCUGACGGCAGUCGGGGGUGGAGUGUUCUGGUACGGCUCGCGCCACUGCGACUACAACUACCUGGUGGCAUCGUUGGCUGAAUCAACGCGGAAAGGACGUCGGAGAUUAUCAAAUUUACGGCGCAGACGGCCACCAACAAGGACACCCGGCAAGCAACCAAAUGGCAACAGCGCCGUACAGGAAGUCACGUGUCCGUCCACUUCCGUUGCUCUGCAGCCUCCAGAGCCACCAGGCGACCAACACGAAAGCGACGGCGAAUCGGACGGCGAAUCAGAAAGCGGAUCAGCGUCUCAGGACGAAGAGACAGUUGAUGACGAAGAGUACACGUCAGAGGACGGCAGCAGUUCGUCCCCUGCUUCACGAGUGUCACGUGACGCCAACACUGACCUUACCAAGCGAGUGGGAAGUGCACCAGUGCUUACCACGCCAGUAUGACGAAAGUGUGAUGUCAGGAGGCAAUUUUGUGUGACAAUUCGGAGUACUAACCAGAAACGGCAGUUGCUUCCCAUGUUGUGGAGCAUGUGUGAAAUUCUGUCACGGACGCCGCCUCGCGGUCGGUCGCGACACUAAUCACGUGACUUACAUACGACGGAAGCGUUCCUUUUGCCUUUGUCGUUGACAAGUGGUUAUACACGAAUAGGCAAAAGAGGUUAGAGACAGUUGGUGUUUUCUCAAGCCGGUGUAGACGAACGUUAGUGUAAAUAUCGGACAUUUCGUCGUGAGUGUUGAAGUGCCACAAAUCGCAAGCACUACGGAAGUGAGAAUGUCUGCGUAAUGGCGAUUUUCACAUUCUCGCUUCGGUACAGUGUGUCCUUAUGGAUAGGCGAUUAGGUGCAGCAGGACAACUCCCCAGCUGGAAUGCUGUCCGUGGUAUAAAAACUGUGGACAUAUAAGGUCGUUCUAGAUUACCUAAUACACCACGACGGAAAAUCUACUUUUUUCACGUGUCACCGAAAUCUCCCGUUUCCAUAAAACUAUAUCGGCAUUUUCCGUGCCUUCAUCUUCAUGUCUUUAUAUGCAUUCUUAGUUCAAAAAGAACUCAAACAGAAAAAUAAGUAGUGACUGUGACGUCAUUCUGCGCGAUUCUGGAAGUUUGGGUGAGGGGAAACAACUGUGACAAACAAUUGUCCUCUCCUUGUUCGCCGCAGCUCGCAGAGAAGCUGAAUUGUAGAGACACUGCUACGAAAUUUACCGCAUCACUGGUCCGUCUCUUGUAUCUCGUAUCUCCGGGACCGGGUGUCCCAGAAAACGUGUCAUUGAAUUAUAAUAGUAAUAAUAAAAAAAAACUACACCACCUAGAAUUAUGCUGUCAACGGCAAUUGUUCUUACUAGGUUUUUGCCACCUCCUGAUGUGAAUGUCAUGUAACCUAAGUUUAAUUAUGUAAAUGUUUGCGAAUUGAACUCGGAAAUUUGCCAAGUAAAUGUCACUUUUUUACCCCACCAAUGUGAAGAGCGUGCCGAACUUACUCGAAUUAAUCAUAAUUGACAGGGACCGACAUCGGAAAAAAUAGCCGAACAUCAUGCUUCUCGGAGCACCACAAGCAUAGCGCGCGACGACUUUUUGAGCGCAAUCGCAUUUAGGCGGACGAAAGGAGGUUUGAGACCCAGCCAACAGAGUGAUAGUAGAAAAAGUGACUAGUGUCAGUUGAAAUUGGGAAAGGGAAGGAAUGAUCCCAGCGGAAGCCAGAUGUGAUCAGCCAUGCCUGUGUUAUCUCUUUCUACUAUCCCGGUGUGGCACGGGUUUUCAAACUCCUUUCGUCGGACUGACAACGAUUGCGCAGAAAAGUUCGUCGCGCGCUAUGCUCCGGGUGCUAACUAUAAAGCAUGCUGUUCGUCUAUUUUUUCCGAUGGUAUAGCUCCUCAAUAUCCCUGUUGAUUAUCAUGAAUUCGAGUAAAUUCGGCACGCUCUUCACAU